Lactuca sativa (garden lettuce) is the source of this 861-nucleotide messenger RNA. The record is from RefSeq and is a predicted model, not a curated record. NCBI's taxonomy places the organism in Eukaryota, Viridiplantae, Streptophyta, Magnoliopsida, Asterales, Asteraceae.
AUGGUUCCGUUCGCACACCACAAAAAAAAUGGUGUUGCUGAGCAGCAAAACCGAACUCUACAAGACGCUGCGAGGACAAUGUUAUGUGACUCUAAACUUCCGGUUUUCUUUUGGUCCGAGCCGAUUAACACGACGUAUUAUGUUCAAAAUUUUGUUCUGAUCAACAAAGCUCAGAUGAAGACUCCAUAUGAAAUUCUCUACGGUCAUAAGCCAUCUGUUAGUCACUUCCAUAUCUUUGGCAGUCCUUGCACCCUCCUUCAUCUGGAAUCCAAUCCCAAAUUCAACGCCAAAGCCGAUGAUUGUUACUUUAUGGGGUAUGCUGCUCGCACGGCGUACAUGGUCUACGAUAAAAGGACAAAGCAAAUCGUAGAAUCCUUCGACGUGUGCUGGUCGGAGGAGAACAAGACAGAUGCCAGAGUCGGUCCAUAUUGGUUGUUUACCUACACAUCUUUAUUCAAAUCGUUCAAUGUGUUUUCAGAUAAUUUGUCUUGUUCCUGUUCUAGCUCGAAGACUAUGAUUGAAGAUGAGGACGAAGAAGUUGUUUACAGCCCACCGAUGGUGUCUUCUAUGACUCCUAUAGUGGAUACAUCUAUUCCAAGUAAUUUGUCUGAUUCUCCAUGUCAUCAAACUAAUCCAGAUGCUGAUGCCACUCCUCUUAAUCCUGAUGAAAGAGAGUUAAUGUCCAGAGAUACUUCCGUUGCUACUCAAACAUUUAUGGAACUUCUCUUUCCUGAACCAAUCGCUAACAAGUUUGUGGCAAGCCCCUCUCACGAUUCUAGUGCGUCCAAGGUGGUUCAUAUAGCAGAUGAUGGAUUUGUCAAUAUUCAUAACCUUCCUAUAAUGCUCAAUGACAUCAACUAG